Messenger RNA from Seminavis robusta, 1545 nucleotides. The record is from the annotation of a GenBank genome assembly. Lineage: Eukaryota; Bacillariophyta; Bacillariophyceae; Naviculales; Naviculaceae.
AUGGCAUCCGGACUAUCGGCACUUCCACCGUCGGUCUAUGUCAACCGUCUUCGUCGAGCCUUCUUCUUGCGGGUGCAUCCUGAUCGGUUUCGUUCCCACAAUGUUACCGUUCGUUCGAACCAGGCCAAACUGGUCCAGGUUCUCAACAAUCGAAUGACAUUUCCCGAUUUUGUGCUCUGGCAAGGUCAAGGCAGUGCCACGGCACCACUCCCCGCAUCGACUACGAUUCCCUCGGAAUCACUAAAGUAUGUUUUGGAACAUCACGAUGGAUCAUUGAUUCAGAAAUCCAUUCAGUUGACAGACUCUGUGGAUUCCAUUUUGGCAAGCAUGGCGGAAGCGCUCGAAUCCUCAGGAGCCGCAUCGUUGCCCCCGCCACCCAAAAUGACAGCCAAAAAGACAACCACAAUGCCAAACGACAACAUUGUUUGGACCCAAUCUACAUCCACAUCAUCAUCGACACAACCAGAUAUUGACCAUCGGUUUGACAUUAACACUACCAGAGGACGCGAUUUGUUGGCUUUUUGUGAAACCCUCGAUCGACAGCAAGUCGAAGAACGACGCCAAUUCCGAAUGGACGCCAAUGCCAACGCCGCAAUUGGACGUCGUCUCUAUCAAUUCCAAUCCAUUGAUGGGCUCUCGCUUUUCUGGUCCUCUCGUAGCUUUGCUAUACUACUGCGCACCCUCAUUCAACUACACGAAGAACAUCACCAUCAGUUCCUGGUGGAGUCAUUCUAUCCACUCCGCUUGGUCUUCUCCAACAAUGAUUAUAAUUUUGAAGAAGCACUCGAUUUGUAUGGAGGAGUCCUUCAUCUACAUCCCGGAUACACACCCUUGCAAUGGCUGGAAAUUUUGAGAAAAGUGACACCCGAACGACUGAAGACACUGCAACAUCACCGCCAACAACUCGAACUAGCACAACGCAAAAUUCAAUCUGCCUUGGGGUGCAGAAUAAAAAAAGGAUUCACUUGUAACAGCCAAGAUUAUUAUCACUUUGUACUCAAGUUGGCACAUCAUUUACCAAAUCAAGAAGGAGCAGACGGGGAAGUCGUACCAGUCACAUCGGCCGUGGCUUUGGAAUCCAUUCACGUGGUGGUGGAAUCCGCGGAUGCUUGUCGCUUUCGGUGCAUCGUCACCCAAGAGGGACAGAUCCGUGUCGGAGCCAUGAUGCCCGUCGACACUGUGCUCAGUGCCAUUCACAGAGACGCCGCCGAAGCUCGCCGGCGAAGGGAUCGAGACCGAAAAGAACGAGCCAUUGCCGACGAACGUGCCAAACAGGUACAAUGGGAACUUGGAUUGACACGCAAAGUGUACAAGGCCGGGACGUUCCGAAUCAGUCAUGAAGAUUUUCAAAAGUGUUUGCAACGUGUUCUCCAUUUGGAACCCGAUCAAAAAGGAAGGUUGAAACUGUCGUUGGGCGGCAAUGCCCUUGGCGUAGCUGGGAGUGGACAAUUCUGCCAACUCGGUGACGAUGGGGCAGUUAUCAUUCCGCAUGAUUGGGCCGUCAACGGCACACAAGAAGCCACAGCAAGCGCGUUUUCAUCUUGA